This is a messenger RNA of Symbiodinium necroappetens, 1311 nucleotides long. The record is from the annotation of a GenBank genome assembly. NCBI's taxonomy places the organism in Eukaryota, Dinophyceae, Suessiales, Symbiodiniaceae.
GUGCCUGCCAAAGAGAACGACAAUCGAGUUGUUCCCCAGGCGAAUGUUGCCGGCAAGCAUUCGCCGGGUGUCUACCGGUGCAUCCAUGCCCCUCGCGUCGCGAUCCGUGCUGCACCGGCGGCCAACGCUGAGGUCUUGGACACAAUCCGCCCUGGGGAUCUGGUACGUGUAGCCGAGAUCGAAGCUGGGCACUGGGCCCGCCUGGACGACGACGAGGUCUGGGCUCGCUGGACGAUGAACUGGCCGCGCUGGCCCAAAGGUGUGACGGAGGACGGUGAGGAUAUCGGGGCUGGUGCUGCCAGCAAGGCGGCUGUUCCCUCGGCGGCCUACAUCCUCAUUGAUGGCACACAGGUGGGCCUGAAGACGCAGCUGAUAGAGCGGCUUCCUGAUGACGAGGCGGAGAAGGCGCAGUGGCCUUUCGGCAAGGCUCUCGAGCACCACUGUGCCGAGGUGAACGCGGCCUAUCAGCGCCAGGUUCCGGAGGCAGCCAAGGCCUUGAGGCAGAGGUUCGUGGAUGCUGCGCUCAAAUACGUCGGCAUCCCUUAUCACCGAAGCUACCACGAUCCUUCCAGUGGGAAGUGCAAGCCCGGUAGCAAGCUGAAGGAUGCGCCCCUCUUUCUGGACAACAUCCAACUUGUGCAGAAGGUGAUCGAGGACCUCAAGCAGGAGUUUGGCUUCUUGCUGAUUUCGAACUGCAAGCCUGUGCACUGCCGCGCCACGCUGCCCAUCUCUUUUGAGGAUCCAGCCGACUGCGAACCCGGGGACCUCAUCUUUCACGAGGAGCUCGACGUGGAUGGGGCGCCGUCCGGGCGGAUCUCCCAUGUGGAGAUCUUCAUCGGCGGCUCCACCGGCCGCGAAUCUCUGGGCUCCAUGCCCUGGAACGCGCACCCGCGGACGCGUGAGAAGGACGGCGUACAGAUCUUCGAGGACUAUAGGAUUGCCAAAGAAACGGGAAAGGCGGACUAUCGUCUCCACUGCCACUCCAUCCGCACCUGGCUGCUGUCAGAGGAGCGAAUCCCGUCCAUCAGGCACCGUCUUAUGAACAGGCUCACCUCCCUUCCGAACCUCGUUUCCUUGCACCCGCAGCCGAUUCUGCCCAAAUCAGACGCAGCCGGCGCCGCGUUCGUGCAGCAGAGAGUGCUUGGUUCCUGCUGCUCGGUGCCAGACCUCCAGACCAUCCCAGACCCAACCUGUUUGAGAGCUAGCUGCGAUGCUUCGGCUGCUACAAGUAGCUGCAGCCAUUUCACGUCUCGCAGCAGCUGCAGCAAGUUGUCGGAUAGGCAGAGUAUCUCUUUGCGAGGGGUGCAGUGA